Molecule: messenger RNA, 819 nt
Organism: Macadamia integrifolia
Lineage: Eukaryota; Viridiplantae; Streptophyta; Magnoliopsida; Proteales; Proteaceae
Exons: 1
Coding region: 1-819 (272 amino acids)
Source: RefSeq, a predicted model, not a curated record
AUGCCGUUUUUGAACUUCAUUGGGUGUUAUAUGGGCUGCAACAGUUACCGCGGGCCUGGUUUGAUCGGUUUAGCAGCUUCCUCGUCUCUCAUUGACUUUGGGUUCUUUUGUAGCAUAUCAGAUAGCUCUAUGUUUGUCUAUCGUCAUGGUGGUUGCAUUCUUGUGUUACUGUUAUAUGUUGAUGAUAUUGUUCUCAACGGCAAUGAUGAGGCGUUUCUAUCUUCAUGUGUCACUGCCUUGGGCACACACUUUGCAAUGAAAGACUUGGGUACCUUGCAUUAUUUUUUGAGCAUUGAGGUAUCUCAUACUUCUCAAGGCCUAUUUCUGUCUCAAUUAAAGUAUGUUGCUGAUGUGCUUCUUCGUGCCCAUAUGACUGAUAUCAAACCAAUGUCUACUCCAAUGGUUCUCUGGUCUUCCAUAGAUGAUACCACUCCCUUCUUUGAUGUUAUACUUUAUCGGAGCCUAGUUGGUGCCCUACAAUAUCUCACAAUGACUCGACCAGAUCUCUCAUUUGCUGUUAAUUCGGUGUGUCAAUAUAUGCAUGCUCCCACUAUUUCUCACUUUGGUAUGGUCAAGCGUAUACUACGUUAUGUGAAGGGUACUCUAGAUCGGGGACUUCGCAUUGUGCGUGAUAGAUCUCUUGCUCUAUAUGCGUUCUCCGACUCUGAUUGGGCUGGGUGCCUUAUCACUUGGUGUUCUACAACUAGUUUUUGUACCUUUCUUGGUGCUAAUUGUAUUUCUUGGAGUGCCAAGAAGCAGCCAUGGUCUCCCGUUCCAACACUGAGGCCGAGUACCGGCUAUGGCUACUACAGCUGCUAA